Molecule: messenger RNA, 1666 nt
Organism: Maniola jurtina (meadow brown)
Lineage: Eukaryota; Metazoa; Arthropoda; Insecta; Lepidoptera; Nymphalidae
Product: guanylate kinase
Exons: 6
Coding region: 279-896 (205 amino acids)
Biological process (GO): purine nucleotide metabolic process
Cellular component (GO): cytosol
Molecular function (GO): ATP hydrolysis activity; GMP kinase activity
Source: RefSeq, a predicted model, not a curated record
UUCUGAUUCCAUUCCAUUUCAUUUUGUUGAUGGGAUGCUGAAAACUAAAAAGUGAAAAGAAAAUUGAAAUUGGAAAUUCUGCAGUCAUCAAAUGUUUACAUCAUAUUAAAUAAUAAUUUGUAAUAUUUGCCAUUUUCUUUACAAAUAUUGUUGUUUUCUAUAAUCUAAUUUGGUGCGACAAAAAAUCGACAUCGAGGAAAACGCGACAUUAAAUUCAAAUAAUAUAGUGUUAAAGCUAUUAUAAUCCAACCACGAAUUUCUUCAAAGCCUUUGCUACAAUGGUGCAAAAAGGUCCUCGUCCUUUGGUAUUGUGCGGACCUUCGGGUUCAGGGAAAAGCACUUUACUAAAGCGUCUUCUGAAAGAGUUCCCGGAUAAAUUCGGGUUCAGUGUGUCACACACAACCCGCGGUCCUCGGCCCGGGGAAAAAGAUGGUGUUCAUUAUCACUUUACUACCAAAGAUGAGAUGGUAGCGGCCAUUGAAAGAGGUGAAUUCAUAGAAACUGCUACAUUCAGUGGAAACAUGUAUGGAACCAGUAAACGUGCAGUAGAAGAUGUCCGUCGUACAGGCAAGGUCUGCAUUCUUGACAUUGAGAUUGAAGGUGUGAAACAGAUCAAGCGUACCGACUUAGAUCCACUGCUUGUAUUUGUGAUGCCACCAUCUAUCGAAGAGUUGGAAAGACGUUUGCGAGGCCGUAACACAGAGGAUGAAGAUGCAUUAAAAAAGAGGCUUGAAACAGCCCGUCAAGAAAUUGUGUAUGGUAGGGAGCCUGGAAACUUUCACAUUAUCAUUGUGAAUGCCAAGUUGUCUAAAGCUUAUUCUGAGUUACGUGACUUCAUUUUCCAGAAUAUAGUGGAGAAAGAAUCAGAACCAGAUGCAACACAGGCACAGGAGUGAAGAGCAUGCGUGCCAAUUGAUACUAAUUAAUAAAAACGCUUGUUUACCUUGCAAAACUCCAAAUAUUCCCUUCGUGGUCUGUAAGGAGUUGAUGAAUAAGAUUACAAGUCUGUGCUGCCCAGUAAACAGUAUCAAUGAAAAUAGCUUUUACAAUUUAUUUAAAAGGUAUGUGUAUAUAUACCUAGGUACAUAACUUUUCUAAUAAAUACAAAUCUAAUCUCCUAAUAAAAGUAUUUUUGUGUGUAAUGGGUACCAAAAUACAAUUAUCUAAUAUUGUUAUUUUUGAAAUAAUAAUUAUGUUAAAUUUCAGAUUUCUAAAUUAUUCUAAACCAUUCCGUAAAUUGUUUUGUGAUCACUUGCUAUAUUUUUAUUUACGCUUUUUUUAAAAUUCAACAGUCAAUUUAAAUUGAUUGUCUAUAAAGAAGUAAUACUAAGUUUUAAAAGAAGUUAUUUAGUUAUUGUAAUAUUUAAACUAUUAUGAAUAGUAAAUAUGUAUGUCAUACCACAAAAACUUUAGAUGCGGUUUACAAUGACGUUAAUUAAUUAUUUUAAACACAUGCAUUGUAUAAACCAAACGGUUUAUUAACCGCACCUUAAGUUUAUGUAAAAAGGCAUUAAAAAUUAAAUCUAUGUAAUUAACCAUUAUCUGUGUGAAUUAAAUGUUGUAGAAAAAUCUUGUUUUAUUUUGUCCCAAAUUUUUAUUUAAUUAUUUAAAAAAAGUUGUAUGCAUGAAUUUACCAUAGACAGUACCUGACAUACUCAUUAGUAAU